UACACACUACACGGUCACCCUUUCUUUCCCUUCCUACGUGCAUUUGAGAUUCCCCUUACUUUCCCCUCUUCAACCCCUCAAUCUCAGCUUAAAGAAUCUUUGAGUUUAACUAUCAUCCCAAUCCCUUGAACCUCGGUUUCUCUGCAAAGGGUCUCAAUUUUCUUGUAUUUUUUUUCCCUUUCUUGAAAUCCUAAACUUACAGGCUCGCUUUCCCAUAUAUAAAUAUAUAUUUGUUUGUGCAUGUGCGUGUUUUAUGGCUCACAUGAGUGGAACGCACAAAGAUGGAUCUCAGCAGAGCCAUGGUUCAACUUCAUACAAUGGAAAUUCUGUGCAUGGAAUGGAGAGUGCCAUCCCCACGUUUCAGCACCAACAGACAAUCUCUAUGGACUGGACACCAGAAGAACAAGCUAUCUUGGAAGAAGGUCUUGCCAAAUAUGCUUCUGAGUCGAGCAUUAUCCGCUAUGCAAAGAUUGCAGUGCAGCUGAAAAAUAAGACAGUUCGUGAUGUGGCAUUGCGCUACCGAUGGAUGACUAAGAAAGAAACUAGCAAGAGAAGGAAGGAGGAUCUUAAUGCCUCAAGGAAAAGUAAAGAUAAAAAGGAAAAGUUUGUCGAUCCUCUAGCAAAGCCCUCUCGUUUGGGGGCCCGGCCGAGUUUACUUCAUGCUUCAGGAAUGAUUAACAAUAACAAUGGUGAUAGCAUCUUAUAUAAUGGCAUCAAUGCUGUAACUCGGGAGCUUCUUCAGCAGAACAGUUGGGCCUUCGAACAGAUAUCUGCUAAUUUGAACACUCAUCAGUUACAUGAGAACCUCCAUCUACUGAGUAAAGCACGAGAGAACCUCUUCAGAAUCUUGAACAACUUGGACAACAUGACUCCAACAAUGAAGAAGAUGCCUCCACUUCCUAGAUUGAAUGAAGAGCUAGCCAACUCCAUUCUUCCUCCCUUAAACUCUCUCGAUGCUACGAUAAUCCAGCCGUCAAAGAAGGUCGAUUAUUAUCUACCUACCUAGUUACCGAAUUCGCAAAAGUUACCAAGUAAAAAAAGAAUUGUGAAUUAAAUAGCUAGAAAUUUUCUUUUCCUGCAAAGCUGAUGUGAUUUUAUAAUGCUUCUAAUGAUACUUCUUUUCUUGCUUGGUUGUGCAAUUUAUCUUUGUUACUUUAGUUGUAGAGAAAUGUUUAGAACUUCAAUUGAGAAAAUUUGAUUUUAUAAACAUGACACCAAAUGGUUAUAUUGAA
This is a messenger RNA of Olea europaea var. sylvestris, 1232 nucleotides long. RefSeq lists its product as uncharacterized. The transcript has 8 exons. NCBI's taxonomy places the organism in Eukaryota, Viridiplantae, Streptophyta, Magnoliopsida, Lamiales, Oleaceae. The record is from RefSeq and is a predicted model, not a curated record. Bases 254 to 1006 code for a protein of 250 amino acids.